Molecule: messenger RNA, 2714 nt
Organism: Hyposmocoma kahamanoa
Lineage: Eukaryota; Metazoa; Arthropoda; Insecta; Lepidoptera; Cosmopterigidae
Gene: Top3beta
Product: DNA topoisomerase 3-beta-1
Exons: 15
Coding region: 43-2349 (768 amino acids)
Biological process (GO): DNA topological change
Cellular component (GO): nucleus
Molecular function (GO): DNA binding; DNA topoisomerase type I (single strand cut, ATP-independent) activity
Source: RefSeq, a predicted model, not a curated record
CGCGUGUUGAAUUUCAUGGUUUCUAUCUGAAGUGAAUACGCCAUGAAGACGGCUUUGAUGGUGGCUGAAAAGCCGUCAUUGGCGCAAAAUCUCGCUAGCAUUCUAAGCAACGGAAAAUGUUCAACAAAUAAAGCUUCCAACAACGCUUGCGCAAUUCACGAAUGGAACGGGACUUUUAAAAAUGAGGCGGUGCGGUUUAAAAUGACUUCUGUAUGCGGUCAUGUUAUGUCUUUGGAUUUCACUGGCAAAUAUAAUAAUUGGGACAAAGUAGAUCCCGUGGAAUUGUUCAGUUGCCCAACGGAGAAGAAAGAAGCUAUGCCUCGGUUAAGAAUACCGGCGUUUUUGAGCCAGGAAUCGAAAGGCUGUGACUAUCUUAUAUUAUGGCUUGAUUGUGAUAAAGAGGGAGAAAAUAUUUGUUUUGAGGUAAUGAAUUGCGUUCAAGCAUAUAUGAAAGGGGAUGUUUUCUCUCCCCAUGUAACGUACAGAGCCAGGUUCUCGGCCAUCACAGACAAAGAUAUCAAAGCUGCUAUGCUUAGCCUGGUUAGACCAAAUGAGAAUGAAUCUCGAAGUGUUGAUGCUAGACAGGAACUUGACUUACGUAUUGGUUGUGCUUUUACUCGUUUUCAAACUAAAUAUUUCCAAGGGAGAUAUGGAGACUUAGAUUCUACACUUAUAUCCUACGGUCCCUGUCAAACACCAACCUUAGGUUUCUGUGUGCAACGUCAUGAUGAAAUUCAAACAUUUAAACCAGAAACAUAUUGGGUGUUACGUGUGACUGCUUCUACUUCAGAAGGGAGGGAAUUGCCUUUGGAAUGGAAGAGGGUCCGAUGCUUUGAGAAGGAAAUUGCUAAUAUGUUCCUUGCUGGUAUCAAAGAGAUAAAGGAAGCUAUUGUGAUAAAUGUGCAAGCCAAGGAGAAAGUGAAAUCGCGCCCUGUUGCUUUGAAUACUGUGGAGCUCAUGAGAGUUGCUAGUGCAGGACUCGGUAUGGGACCUCAUCAUGCAAUGCAGAUAGCAGAGCGUUUGUAUACUCAAGGUUACAUUUCUUACCCUCGUACUGAAACCAGCAGUUACCCUGAAAAUUUCGAUCUUAUAGGGACAUUACGGCAACAGCAGAACUCAUCAAAAUGGGGCUCAGAGGUUAGAGCAAUGAUCGCGAACGGAAUCAAUAAGCCAAAGAAAGGGCACGAUGCUGGAGACCACCCUCCGAUCACUCCAAUGAAGCCUGCUUCGGAAUCAGAGCUUGAAGGCGACAUGUGGCGUAUCUAUGACUACGUGACGCGGCAUUUCAUAGCGACUUUGUCUCGCGACUGUCGAUACCUAUCUACUACAAUUACCUUCCAAAUCGGUUCCGAGACCUUUCACUACACUGGAAGCGUCUUAGUUGAUGCUGGCUACACUGAAAUCAUGCAUUGGCAGGCGUUCGGGAAAGAUGAGUUCGUACCGAUUCUGAAUGUGGACGACGUGCUGCGAGCACACGAUCACCGGCUGGUUGAAUGUCAGACCAACCCGCCAGACUACCUUACUGAGUCCGAGGAAACUUAUAAAAAAUUAAGUCCUUGGGAAAUUAAAAAGUUAAGGAAGCAAUCUAUCGAGGCGAUGGACCAACUGUUCGAAGUAAACUUUUCGUCAUUGAAAGCGAGUGGAAAGGCACUGUCGCGAUGCGGCAAAUGCAGGCGUUACAUGCGGUAUAUUCAGGCUAAACCAGCUCGUCUUCAUUGUUCCCACUGCGACGACACGUACGGUCUACCUCAGAAUGGGACAGUCCGCAUAUAUCGUGAACUCAAAUGUCCAUUGGACGAUUUUGAACUGCUCUCCUGGUCAUCCGGGAACAAAGGCAAGAGCUUCCCUCUUUGCCCUUAUUGCUAUAAUCAUCCACCGUUCAGGGAUAUGAAGAAGGGGUUCGGGUGCAACUCGUGUACGCAUCCUACGUGUCCCUACGGUGUGAACUCUACGGGCGUGUCGGGUUGCGUGGAAUGUGAUGCCGGCGUGCUAGUGCUCGACCCCGCCGCACCGCGGUGGAAGCUCGCCUGCAACCGAUGUGACGUCAUAAUCAACAUCUUCGAAGACGCGGCGCGCGUGUCGGUUUGCGAGCAGCAAUGCAGUGCAUGUGGUGCGCAAUUAGUCACUGUCGAAUACCGCGCUGAGAGAACUCGACUUCCUGCAGCUCUUACAGAGAUGACGGCUUGUCUGUAUUGUGAGCCCGCUUUUAGUGCCUUGGUGGAGAAGCACCGUGCAGUAGCGUCGCGUGCGCCGGCGGGCCGAGGCCGCGGCGGCCGCGCGCGCGCUGCUAAGCACCGCAACAAGCAACCCAAGGACAAAAUGGCGCAGCUGGCUGCUUAUUUCGUCUAGUCUCUACUAAUCUGCCAGUGUUCACUACUGAUAUUUAUACGCUAAUGAAUCUGGUUGCUACUCGUUGCGGUUUCAAAUCCGAUGCGCCGUCAAAUCAGUUUAGAAAAUGUUUUUUUCUGUACUUGGUUCUGGUCUGGGUCUAGAACCAAAAGUGCCACCGAGUUUUGUGAGUUUGGUAUACAUAGUUUAGAAAGAACCCUAGAUUGAGCCCUGGUACUUAGAUUGUUUUACUAAAUGAAUUGUCUACUGGUAGAUGUUUCUAAGUUUUAUAAGAGAUUUCAUACACUUAGUAUGAAAACCAAUUUUUUUUAUUCUCAAUUCGCGAAAAAUAUGUCAUUUGUACCAUACUAUAUGCUCAUUCAAAU